AUAACGUGGGGCAUUGAGUUUGCUGUAAGAUCAGAGUUCAGAGGUUUAUUUGAAGAAGGCAACUGCAAAUAUAUAAAAAGUACUAGCUCUUCAAACCAAAUUACAGCUGUAGAGUAAACUGUGAAUUGCAGCUAAAAGAAACCUUCAUGAGAAAUACAUUUCAGGAGCUGAGUAGCAAUGGUUAGACAUUUCCCAAGGAGGGCGCUAAUGGACCUACAGAGCCCUUGUAAAAGUGACGUCGGUGAUACUAACAGUGAUGGGAAGUCGAGCCAGUGCUGACUUUAUACAACAGAGCUGAAAAAUAUAGUUUUGAGAAAAUGACGGCCCUCCCUCUCUCUCGUUCGGAGGUGUUUGGAGAGCUGAGGAAAGAACUGCAUGAUGAUAAGGAGUUCCAUCAGUCUGAUGCCCAUAUCUUCAUCAUAAUGGGUGCAUCGGGAGAUUUGGCAAAAAAGAAAAUCUACCCAACACUAUGGUGGUUAUUCAGAGAUGGUCUGCUCCCUGAGGAGACUCACUUUGUGGGUUUUGCUCGGUCUGACCUGAAUGUAGAUGCCAUUCGAACUGCCUGCAUGCCCUACCUGAAGGUGUCUGACUCCGAGGUGGAGAGACUCUCUGUGUUCUUCAGCAGAAACUCUUAUGUCAGUGGGAAGUAUGGAGAGGAGAGCUCUUUCUCCAAACUCAAUAGCCACCUGUCGACUCUGCCCGGCGGGGCGCAAGCCAACCGGCUCUUCUACCUGGCCCUGCCCCCCAGCGUCUACCAUGACGUCACCCAGAACAUCAAACACCACUGCAUGAGUGCCAACGGCUGGAAUAGGAUAAUUGUGGAGAAGCCGUUUGGUCGAGACCUACAGAGCUCAGAGGAACUGUCCAAUCACCUGUCGGCGCUCUUCACUGAGGAUCAGAUCUACCGUAUCGAUCACUACUUAGGCAAAGAGAUGGUUCAGAACCUUAUGGUUCUUAGGUUCGGGAAUCGGAUAUUCGGGCCCAUUUGGAAUCGGGAAAGCGUGGCCUCUGUGGUGUUAACUUUUAAGGAACCGUUUGGCACACAGGGCCGGGGCGGAUAUUUUGAUGACUUUGGAAUUAUCCGCGAUGUCAUGCAGAAUCAUUUGCUCCAGAUGCUCUGUCUGGUUGCCAUGGAGAAGCCAUCCUCCACCAGCUCCGACGAUGUUCGAGACGAGAAGGUUAAAGUACUGAAGUGCAUCAGUCCCCCAGGCCUCUCAGAUGUGGUUUUGGGACAGUAUGUCGGAAAUCCAGCAGGACAGGGUGAUGCUAAACUGGGAUAUUUAGAUGACCCUACUGUCCCAAAAGGUUCCACCACCGCAACCUUUGCCACUGUAGUUCUCUAUGUCAAAAAUGAACGGUGGGAUGGUGUUCCCUUCAUCCUGAGGUGUGGGAAAGCACUGAACGAGAGGAAAGCAGAGGUCCGGCUGCAGUUCAGAGAUGUUCCCGGCGAUAUCUUCGGAGGCCAGUGUCAGAGGAAUGAACUGGUAGUACGGGUCCAGCCCAAUGAAGCUAUUUACGCCAAGAUGAUGAGCAAGAAGCCAGGAAUGCACUUCAACCCAGAGGAGACCGAGCUGGACUUAACGUACCACAGCAGGUACAAGGAUGUGAAGUUGCCCGAUGCUUACGAGCGUCUCAUUCUGGAUGUCUUCUGUGGAAGUCAGAUGCACUUUGUGCGCAGUGAUGAGCUGAGAGAGGCCUGGAGGAUCUUUACUCCUCUCCUUCAUCAGAUAGAGAAAGAAAAAACAGUUCCCAUCAACUAUACCUAUGGAAGCCGUGGACCUCCGGAGGCUGACGAGCUGUUGAAGAGGGUGGGCUUCCGCUAUGAGGGAACCUACAAAUGGGUCAACCCCCACAAACUCUGAGAGAGGAGCGGAAAGGGCAGAAGAGGAUAGGAUGAAGGGAAAAGAGAGAGAGAGAGAGUGAGAGAGCAGAGAGAGAGAAACUGUGAAGAAAAAUAUGAGACAGCAGGACUAGCACAUAGUCAAAGUUAAGAAGAAAAUAAAAUGACAACACAUGAUGACUUGAAGCAGUGGAAGUACAAGGUACAACCUGCUGCCAUGUUAUAGAUGAUAAUAGCGCUUAUAGCUGUUAAAUAGUAAGAAAGGAGCAAAGAACGGACCAGAAAAUGUCUACUCACAAACAACAGUUAGAUUUGACUCUGAUCAUCUGUAUUUUUUCCCCAUGUUUUAUCUUACAAGAAACCAGAAAUGGGUUUUACUGCCACAGAUAUGCAGUGUGUAUAGUUUUUUUUGUUUUUUGACAGUAAGGUAUGAGUGUGGCAGUACUUUCAAUGCUAGAGGUUACUGAAAAGUGGAAUGUCUUUUCUCUAGUAUUCUGCAUUUCGCUGCCUUUUGUAUCAUUCACAUAGAGAGCAGAGAUCAAGAGUUAAUCAGCUACCAGCUAUCGACUUCAUGGCUUUCGUUUUUAUUAGUAUCUCUUGAGUAGAUGUCUCUUGUGUCUAUGCCAGAUAAAGGGUUUACAAAUGCCAGAAAGAGUCAGAAGGUGAGUCUGUAAUAUAUUGUUACAAAAACAAAAAAAAAACAACUGUCUAUAGGAUUUCAUAGAACUGCUCCUUUUUCCAUAAUUCCAUUUUGAAGAGUUGUUUUUAUAUACGUGUAUAAACAGUCAAGUCCCACUUUGUCAUGGACAUCACCUCUCAUUCCAUGCUUUGAACAGGAACAAAACACACAAUAGUGGUGAAUGAAUUAUGUUUCUCUCUCUUUCUCUCCAUUUCUCUCUCUGUUUCAGUUUUAACAUUAGGUCUCAUUGUGCUAAUUUUCAUCCUCUUUUACCAGCCGGUGGCCGUUACCCUACUCCCUUACAGCUCUAGUCUUUCACUUUAGCCAAAAUUGCACAGAGGUAUCACAACUCUAUUUCUCUGCACUUAACAUUCCCCUCCGCUCCAAAUGGGAGGAACAGCUGAUGCUUAAGAUGAAUGUCUUACACAAAGAUCGAGCCAAUGCUCUCCCUCAUUUUUCCAUAUCCUUCAAUCAAGGAUAACUCUGAUAAAAAAUCAUUGUGCAUCUUGUCUGUUGAUUUAUUUAUCAACCAUUAUUAAGUAACUUUUGAGGGUAACAUGUCAUGUUUUUGUUUUUCUUUUUUUUUUUUUUUAAAUUGAUUCUUGGUUGUUGGGAUUUGUUUUUGUUUUUGACUUUAGCUAUUUAACUUUUCUGGAAGACUGAAAAAGUUACCCGGAUUGCUUUUUUUAAAAAAACAAAAAACAAAAAAAAAACCUAUAGAUAUAAUACUACAUUUCUCAAUAAAUAGUCCCGAUGCCUCUAA
Molecule: messenger RNA, 3282 nt
Organism: Chanos chanos (milkfish)
Lineage: Eukaryota; Metazoa; Chordata; Actinopteri; Gonorynchiformes; Chanidae
Gene: g6pd
Product: glucose-6-phosphate dehydrogenase
Exons: 15
Coding region: 318-1862 (514 amino acids)
Biological process (GO): pentose-phosphate shunt, oxidative branch; glucose metabolic process
Cellular component (GO): cytosol
Molecular function (GO): NADP binding; glucose-6-phosphate dehydrogenase activity
Source: RefSeq, a predicted model, not a curated record